AUGGGCAAGAUGGUGAAGCUGACAUGCGUGCAGCUGCUCAUGGUAGCCUUACACGCUACGCUCAUCACCAUGUCAUCUGCAGAAUUGCCCUACAAUUUCUACAGUUCAUCGUGCCCGAACGCCGAGGAAACAAUCAAGAAUACCGUCUACAACUUGAUCGAUGGCAACCCAAGUAUUGCUGCGGCCUUAAUUCGCAUGCAUUUCCACGAUUGCUUUGUCAUGGGUUGUGACGCUUCCAUCCUUCUGGACUCCUCGAACGCCAACCCCCAGCCGGAAAAGUCAGCCAUUCCCUUGGCUGGGUAUGAGGCCGUCGACAAGAUCAAGGCGGCCGUCGAGGCUGUGUGUCCUUUGACGGUCUCCUGCGCCGACAUCCUCGCCUUCGCCGCACGCGACUCUGUCAGUAAAUCUGCCGGUUUCUCCUACCACGUCCGCUCCGGUCGGCGUGACGGCAACGUGUCCAAAGCCUUCUCUGUCUUCACAAACAUGCCGUCGCCUUUCUUUGGAAUUGAGGAUCUCGUCAACAGCUUCACCAACAAGGGGCUCAACCUCGACGACCUGGUGGCUCUCUCCGGCGCGCACUCCAUCGGUGUGGCGCACUGCUCCGGCUUCACCAACCGGCUGUACCCCGAGGUGGACACGACGAUGGACGCUGCAUACGCGACAGACUUAAAGAAGACGUGCCCACAGCCCGUGCACGGUGCGCCGGACCCGGUGGUGAACAACAGCGUUGUGGCGCCGACGACGCUAAGCAACCAGUUCUUCAAGAACGUCGUUGCCAGGCGAGUGUUGUUCACGUCGGAUGCGGCGCUGCUCACCCGCAACGACACGAGGGCGAAGGUUGAGGAAAGCGCUGCUGACUCCUUGUUGUGGAAGGUGCGGUUCGCGGCGUCGAUGGUCAAGAUGGGAAACAUCGAGGUGCUCACGGGGACGAAUGGGCAGGUCAGGAAGUUCUGCCGUGCCGUAAACAGCUAA
This is a messenger RNA of Triticum turgidum subsp. durum (durum wheat), 972 nucleotides long. The record is from the annotation of a GenBank genome assembly. NCBI's taxonomy places the organism in Eukaryota, Viridiplantae, Streptophyta, Magnoliopsida, Poales, Poaceae.